Molecule: messenger RNA, 1393 nt
Organism: Fundulus heteroclitus (mummichog)
Lineage: Eukaryota; Metazoa; Chordata; Actinopteri; Cyprinodontiformes; Fundulidae
Product: trace amine-associated receptor 1-like
Biological process (GO): adenylate cyclase-activating adrenergic receptor signaling pathway
Cellular component (GO): membrane
Molecular function (GO): G protein-coupled receptor activity
Source: RefSeq, a predicted model, not a curated record
UCACUUCACGUUCACUGCUUAACAUAGAAUAAAAAACCCAGUGUAUUAAAAUCCUCUGCCUUUCUUUAAUGAUGUAAGUUUUUCAACAGAACUGUUGAUAUGAUUGAAGACAAGCGUCUCUGCAAUGAAUCAGCAGAGCUGCAGGGACAAACUGUGACCUCUUAUGCAUUAAGUGUUGUUAUCGUUACUUUGUCACUUCUGAUAAUAUGUGGCAAUCUUCUUGUAAUCAUCUCUGUGAUUUACUUCAAACAGCUUCACACUCCAACAAACUACCUCGUCCUCUCUCUGGCUGUGAGUGACCUGCUUGUUGGAGCUUUAGUUUUGCCUUUCAGCACAAUAUUGUUGAUAAGCUCCUGCUGGUAUUCAAGUUACUUACUCUGUAAAAUGCGAAGUCUGUUUGAUAUGUUACUAUGUGCAUCAUCCAUUUUAAAUUUGUGCUUCAUCUCUGUUGACAGAUAUUAUGCAGUUUGUCAUCCACUAACAUAUAGAAAUAAAAUAAACAGUCGUGUUGCUCUGACCAUGAUCCUGGUGAGCUGGGCUCUCCCUAUUCUACUUGCGACUGCCACCACAGUUCGCGGGAUAGGUAAUGAGAAUCCUAGUUUGAGGUGCAGGAUAUUUCUAGCUACAAAGGAAUCCACAACUGGAUCUAUUUUUGCAUUUUACAUUCCAGCAAUUAUAAUUUUAACUAUCUAUCUAAAGAUUCUGGUGGUGGCAAAGAAACAGGCACGCCGCAUCCAGAACACUAUAAAGUCUGCUGCACCUGUCAGUCAGAUGGAGAAAAAGGCCAACGUAACACUGGCUAUAGUAAUGGGAGUCUUCCUUAUAUGUUGGACUCCUUUCUGUCUGUCUGAGUUUUACAGAAUGAUAAAAUUCACAAUAUCAGAUGUAAUGAUUGAAGCAUUUAAAUGGAUUGGAUGGUCCAAUUCAAUGUUAAAUCCCCUGGUUUAUGCUUUCUUCUACAGGUGGUUCAGACGAGCUUUUAAAAUGAUAAUGUUUGGGAAAAUAUUUCAAGCAGAUUUUUCUAAUACUAAUCUGUUGUGAUUUACGAAUCUAUAUGCUGACAGAGUAUAACCAUCAUUUCCCCUCUGUUAUGUCUAUUGUUUGACGUGUGAUGCAUAUAGAACCUGUAGCAUAAUACCCAUAACAUUACAAGAAAUUAUUACUGUGCUUCAUAUGUUUUUACUUUUACUUCACAAGGACUGUUGGUCUCGUUUUCGGCUGUUGCUUUAAGAGUUUUGAAAAUGUGCUGAAUAAAACAAGAGCUAGACAAUUUGUGUUUUUCUUCCUAGUUAUGACAAAAACAGAGAUCCCUGUAUGUGCAUUUUGACAGAAAAUCAUUUCAAAUUAUUACUCAUUAAUUGUUCAUUUUCCCUCACUUUGGCUGAACAGUAUC